CUUUACUAUAUCCUUUAUCUUAUGAUAUCUGAUAUACCAUUGAUUUGUAGUAAACCAUCGCACGGGCAUAAUUCCCAAAACGCGGCUUAGGCGCAUUUCCUAGCGCCCUUACGUUCAUCACCCUACACCUACAUACCUACCUACCUAGGUAUUCACUACCACUACGCCGCGUCGGCUAAUACCUGUCGACGUCAUGGCAGCACUCAAGUUUGCACCCUUCUCGUCCGAGAUUGAGCUGCCUUUCUACUCGGCCUUGUUUGCCUCCAAGUUAGACCAUGACAAGCUUAGUGACUCGGCACGACCAGUUUUAGGGCUCUAUGAGCCUCGUCCUGGCACCGCUCCCGACGACAGUGUGAGGAUGCAAGUGCUAGCCAGUGCUCUUAACAGUAAUAAUGUGCCGUUAAAUGCUGUAAGGGCAGAAGGUAUCAUCCGAAACACAAACACCUUAGAUGCUUUUAAGCAAGUAGAUAAGACUGAGAUGAUUCAUCAGGCCGCGCGCCAGAUAUGGGAUGCAAUCAAAGAUGGAACCAUCUAUUCUGUUCCUUCGCUCCUCUCUCAUUACAUUAUACUAUCUUAUGCGGAUCUCAAGAAGUACAGGAUGACCUACUGGUUUGGAUUUCCAACCCUACAUUCGGAUCCCCAGUGGAAGCGUACCGGGGAUAUUCUUCGCUUCACUCCAAAUGAGACUACCGCCUUAGUCGACCGCGUGGGGACUUGGCGAUAUACUGUUGACCCCAGAGAGCAUGGCUUCUUCCUUGCUAAAAAAAUUCGGGGAAAUAGGAAGACUAUUAUGCAAUCUUCGCUCGAGGUUCCAGCGGAGGAUAUCGGAUACAGAUGGGAAGUUGGAUCACUUCGCGAAUUUGAGACAGGGUUCUUCCGCGGCGUGCCCGAAGAUGACAAAUAUGUGGCAUUUGUUGACCCUUCCACCUACGACGAGCAUCCUGCAUGGCCUCUCAGAAAUUUAUUGGUCCUUGUGAGACAACGAUUCCAUCUAACCAACGUUCAAAUUCUCUGCUACCGGGACAUACAAGCACGAAGACACGAGGCCCGCAGCAUGGCUCUUCCUCUUGCUAUGGAUCCCGUGGAAAGCAUAGAAACGACUGAAAUGCCGAAAGCCACUGGUUGGGAACGCAAUGCAGCUGGGAAAUUAAUGGCGAGAUCCGUGAGCCUGGCAGAAUCUAUGGACCCGACUCGAUUAGCAGACCAAUCGGUUGACCUCAACCUAAAACUGAUGAAAUGGCGGGUUUCACCAGAUCUCAAUCUCGAGAUCAUCAAAAAUACCAAAUGCCUUCUUCUCGGUGCUGGUACGCUUGGUAGCCACGUAUCAAGAAAUCUUAUGGCAUGGGGUGUGCGCAAGAUCACAUUUGUUGACUAUGGCGCAGUAGCCUUCUCCAACCCUGUGAGACAGCCGUUAUUCACCUAUAAUGACUGCUUGAAGGGAGGAGCUCCGAAGGCGACCCGAGCAGCAGAGGUGCUAAAAGAGAUUUAUCCCGGCGUUGAUAGCGAGGGUCAUGUUCUUUCAGUUCCCAUGCUUGGCCAUCCUAUAGUAGGGAAGACCCAGGGAGACUUUGAGCAGCUGAAAUCCCUCAUAGAUGAACAUGACGUGAUAUUCCUUUUACUGGAUAGUAGGGAGUCGAGAUGGCUCCCUACCGUGAUGGGCAAGGCCGCCGGAAAGAUUGUCAUGAACGCGGCUCUUGGCUUCGAUUCCUACGUAGUCAUGAGACACGGUGCUGAACCCAAGGAUGAUAAUGAGGAAACAUUAGGCUGUUACUUCUGCAACGAUGUUGUGACACCUGGAGACUCACAAAAAGACUUGACUCUUGACCAGCAGUGCACGGUGACACGGCCCGGCAUCGCUGGCAUCGCGUCAGCUCUCGUUGUUGAGCUUCUGACAAGCCUCCUGCAGCACCCCCUAGGUCACCAUGCCCCAGCACCCGCAGCCAGCUCUUCAUCAGGCAUAUAUGACAGUAAUCCCGGUGACGAAUAUGCUCUCGGCAUAGUACCACAUCAACUCCGUGGGUUCCUGCACAACUUCCAAACUCUCAAAAUCAAAGGCCAUUCGUACCCGUGCUGCAGUGCAUGCAGCAAGCCAAUUAUUUCCGCUUACAGGACACAAGGGUGGAAUUUUGUCAAGCGUGCACUUGAGGACAAGGAAUAUAUAGCCGAGCUCAGCGGUCUAGCUGAGGUUCAGAGGAAGGCCGAGGCAAUGGCAGAUGAGGUAGACUGGGAGGAGGAGGAGGAGGGCGAAAAGGAGGGUGAUGACGAAGGAGUACUCGUAUAGGACCUUCUCCUUCGCGUACACCACGAUCGCUGCACACGCCUAAAGAAGACACGAGCCGACGGUUUCAAAUUUUGGAAGUGGCCUCGAUGGUCUAAGAUCAGGUGGAAUGGUAGCCUUCCAUCGAGUAACUCUCAGGAAUAUUCAAUUUGCGCGACACCUUACAGGAUAUCAUACGGGUCGAUCACCCCUUCAUCUGAGGAAGUCGAGAUAUUCGGUCCGAGGUUAGUGCGGCUGCAUAAUACCUCAGAUGGCACAGCAGAUACCAUUGUGUCCAUUGGGGAGAUUCUCAAGGAGGGCCCACCUUUAGUGUGAUAGUGAAUAGUCUUGGUGUGUUACGUUUUGCAUU
Molecule: messenger RNA, 2627 nt
Organism: Daldinia loculata
Lineage: Eukaryota; Fungi; Ascomycota; Sordariomycetes; Xylariales; Hypoxylaceae
Product: E1-like protein-activating
Exons: 4
Coding region: 194-2281 (695 amino acids)
Biological process (GO): autophagy of mitochondrion; autophagosome assembly; cellular response to nitrogen starvation
Cellular component (GO): phagophore assembly site; cytoplasm
Molecular function (GO): Atg8 activating enzyme activity; Atg12 activating enzyme activity
Source: RefSeq, a predicted model, not a curated record